CGCGGGGUCUCAAGGAAUCGCCUCCCCGUCGUUCCUUUAUUGGGAAUUGAGAUUCUGGUUGGCGAAUGUGAUUCAGUGUGGGCGUUGGAAUUUAGUUAUUCCGGACUCUGAACUCAGUUGUUUUGGGGGAUAUAGGUUUUCUGUGGAGGUUUUGAGUAGGACUCGUGACGAACGAAUAGUUUGCUUCUUGCGGUGAUCUGAAUUCUGAGUAGAUUGGGGGUUUCUGGUUCUGUGUGAGUUGUUUUUUGGGUUUAUAAUGAUCGAGUGAGAAUGGUGAGGUUUCUGGGACUCACUCGUGGAGACUCUUAUGAGUCACCUCGAGAGAUCGCCUCCAGGGCCACAACGACGAGCGAGAAUGGCGAGAGUGGUUGGCUCAUUCGGUUCUUUGACUCGGCAUUUUUCUGUGAGUGGAUUGCUGUUAGCUAUCUCUACAAGCAUGAACACUCGGGGGUACGUGAUUACCUCUGUAACCGAAUGUAUACGCUGCCUCUAUCAGGGCUGGAGAGCUAUUUGUUUCAAAUAUGCUACAUGAUGGUGCACAAGCCUAGCCCUUCCUUGGAUAAAUUUGUAAUUGAUAUGUGCUCGAAGUCGCUUCAGAUAGCUUUGAAGGUGCAUUGGCUUUUAGCUGCUGAGCUUGAUGACUCUGAUGAUAAUGAUGGGAUAAGUAGGAUUCAAGAGAAGUGUCAGAUUGCAGCGACCUUGAUGGGUGAAUGGCCGCCUCUUGUGCGACCUCAAGGAGAAUCGACAACCCCUGGGAGCAAGAACCAGGUUUUAAAUAAACUAUUAUCAUCAAAACAGCAGUUAUUGUCCCUUGUAUCUUCUCCGCCUGACCGGAGGUCCUUGUCAUUCUCACCUUCAUCAGGGAACAAUUGGCAAGAAGAUGCCAGUCAAUCAUCACCGGAUGAGAACAAUAUCUUUAAGAAAUUUAUCCCGAGCCCGAAGGUCAGAGAUGCAUUUUUAUUUAGGAAGUCGGCAGAUAAAGAUGACGAUGAUACUGAAAAGGAUGGGUUUUUCAAGAGGCUUUUAAGGGACAGUAGAAGUGAUGAUGACUCAAGUUCUAAGAUUCGGGAUACUCUGCUCUUCAGGAAGUCAUCAGAAAAAGAUGACGAUGACUCUGAUAGAGAUAGCUUUUUCAAGAGGUUUCUGAAGGAUAACAGAGGAGAAGAUGAGGAUGUGAAUUCAAGCUCAGAUGGCUUUUUCAAGAGGUUUAUGAAGGAUAACAGAGGAGAAGAUGAGGAUGUGACUUCAAGCUCAGAUGGCUUUUUCAAGAAGUUGUUUCGUGAUAGCAAGAAUGACUCUGUGGAUAAAGUAGCUUCCAAGUCUGGGGAGGAUGAUGAGAAGGAAGGAUUUUUUCGAAAAAUUUUCAAGGAUAAGUUUGAAGAUAAGCGAGAUGGUAAUGACGGAAAUGAAGAUGAUAUUAACCCCGAAGAAAAAUGUUCUAAAUCCAGGGAAGAUGAUGAAAAGGAGGGGUUUUUUCGUAAAUUUUUUAGGGAUAAAUUUGAGGACAAAAAUGAUAUCAUUGAUAAGUUUGAAGAUGCCAAUGGGAAUGGGGAGGAAGAAGAGCCUUCAGAUUUCUCAUUAUUUCGCAGAUUGUUUCGGGUGCAUCCUGAGGAGGCAAAAAGUAUUGAAUUAAAUGAUAACAGCAACAUAGAUAGCCUGCCUGAAAGUAGUCGAGGUACUGAAAAUUUUUUUCGCAAGUUGUUUCGAGAUCGGGAGCGUUCGAUUGAAGAAUCAGAGCUUUUAGGAUUAAAGAAGCACAAGGAGAAGCAUCCGGGUUCCCCGAGGCAGCGAAAUGAUAAGUCAAAUGUGAAGCCUCCACUUCCAAAUACUGCAUCUCAAUUCAGAAAAGGAGCUUAUCACGAGUCGUUGGACUUUGUUCACUCUUUAUGUGAGACAUCAUAUGGUUUAGUGGAUGUAUUUCCAAUUGAAGACCGCAAAAGUGCUCUUCGGGAGUCUCUUGCAGAAUUAAAUUUAAAAGUAGCCGAGGCUCAAAAUAAUGGAGGUGUUUCCUUUCCCAUGGGAAGGGGGAUGUAUCGCGUUGUCCAUAUUCCUGAAGACGAAGCUGUACUUCUCAACUCUAGGGAAAAAGCACCUUACUUAAUAUGCGUUGAAGUACUGAAAAGUGAUGUUCCAAACAACGUAAAGGAUGCCUCCAGUGCCCAAAAGUUAUCAAGAGGAGGAAUUCCUUUAGCAAAUGGAGAUGCACUGCUGCACAAGCCACCUCCUUGGGCUUAUCCAUUGUGGACAACUCAGGAGGCUUACCGUAAUAGUACUGAUCGAAUGUCCAGUUCUACUGCUCAAGCAAUUGAUCAAGCAAUGUCACAUAAGUCAGAUGCAAAAGUGAAAUUUGUGAGUUUGAAACUUAUGGUGGAGAAGCAACUGCAGAAUGAGCCAAAGAAUACCAGAAUAACUGGUUCAGACUCUGCUGAAAUAGUAUCAAGUACUCAACAAGGUACAGCAAAUGUUGCUCAUGGUUCAGGAGCAGCUCCGAGCAGUGACUUGGAGUGGGUGAGAGUUGUGCUCACAGCUGAUCCUGGAAUUAGAAUGCGAGACAUUGAAGUACCGGGAGCACCACGUCGGAGGGAACACCGCCGUGUCCCAAGUACCAUAGCUAUAGAAGAAGUAAAGGCUGCUGCAGCAAAAGGAGAGGCACCUCCUGGACUCCCUCUAAAAGGGGCUGGUCAGGAUUCAUCAGAUGCACAGCCGAGGGCAAAUGGCAGCACACCCAAGGCCAGUGAUGCCUUAUCUGGAGAACUUUGGUCAGUUAAGAAAGAGAGGAUACGUAGAGCUUCAGAAUAUGGAAAGUUAUCUGGUUGGGACUUGCGUUCUGUCAUUGUGAAGAGUGGAGAUGACUGCAGACAGGAGCAUCUCGCUGUGCAACUUAUUUCACACUUUUAUGAUAUAUUUCAAGAAGCUGGUCUUCCUCUCUGGUUACGUCCCUAUGAAGUAUUGGUAACUUCUUCUUACACAGCUCUUAUUGAAACAAUUCCAGACACGGCUUCACUUCAUUCUAUCAAAAGUAGAUAUCCUGGAAUCUCUAGUUUGCGUGACUUCUUUGUUGCCAAAUAUGAAGAAAAUUCUCCAAGUUUUAAGCUUGCCCAGAGAAAUUUUGUGGAAAGUAUGGCCGGAUAUUCCCUCGUCUGCUACCUUCUGCAGGUGAAGGAUCGGCACAAUGGAAAUUUGCUAUUGGAUGAGGAGGGUCAUAUAAUACAUAUUGACUUUGGCUUCAUGCUCUCAAACUCACCUGGUGGGGUAAAUUUUGAGAGUGCUCCUUUCAAAUUAACUCGGGAGCUUUUAGAGGUCAUGGAUUCUGAUGCCGAAGGAGUUCCAAGCGAGUUUUUUGAUUAUUUUAAAGUUUUAUGCAUUCAAGGAUUUCUUACAUGCCGUAAACAUGCUGAACGUGUCAUUCUUCUCGUUGAGAUGUUGCAGGACUCUGGAUUUCCAUGCUUUAAAGGUGGCCCACGAACAAUUCAAAACCUUAGAAAACGAUUUCACCUCAGCUUGACUGAAGAGCAAUGUGUCUCUUUAGUGCUUUCACUUAUCAGUAACAGCUUAGAUGCAUGGCGGACCCGGCAGUAUGAUUAUUAUCAGAGAGUAUUGAAUGGAAUUUUAUGAGGUUUAGAUUCCCACGGUGGCUACAGUUUCUUUGUUUUACCAUUUGAGACUGCCAACCUAGUGAACCAUUUUGAAUGAGAUCACAUCUCUAAUCAACUAGCAAUUUAAGGCUAGUUUGUUUCUGUUGGGUGGCUUCAAAGUUUCCCUGGAUGUCAUAAUAGAUUCUUUCCUAUAGCUGCAUGGCCCCCUGUUUUGCUCAAACGAGGCAAACCAGUGAUCUUAUAAGCCGAUACAAAGUACUGCAGUCUGAUCAACGGCUGAAGCAGUACCCGUUUUCAAUUUUCUCAUUUGAUUUAGUGCAUAACUUGUGGCUGCUUCCAGGGAGAGCAGAUUCAGCUUCCCGCCCGUUACCCAAAAAGCAUACCCUGUACAUAGUAAUUCCAGUUUUCAGUGGAGAAGACAGACCAAACUCGCCGUUGCUUCCAGUGCCCUCUGUACUUAAUGACAUCAAGAUAUGGCAGCUACACAUAUGGGGGUACUUAACGUGAAGCAACCAGGCAAUUAGAGCCAGCACGCCUUGGUGAAAGAACGAAAAUCGCUCGCAUCGUAUAAAGGUUAAUUCUAUCUUGUUUUCUUCCCAUCUGUGCUUUUCAACUCGUCUGAUCCUGUCAACACUUGUUGUACUUGUACCAAAGAGGUUGUUGUGAUAGCAAAAUUGUUCAGUGCAUCAGUGUCUGUUUCUUGUGCAAUUGGUUCCAGUUUCUCAUACUGGAAAAUUCUCUAAUUUGAGCCAAUGAUAUAUGAUGAGUUUCAGUGGAAUUGGUCUCUGCUGUUAUUUA
Messenger RNA from Momordica charantia (bitter melon), 4394 nucleotides. It is a transcript of the gene PI-4KBETA1, whose product is annotated as phosphatidylinositol 4-OH kinase beta1. Gene Ontology annotation, molecular function: 1-phosphatidylinositol 4-kinase activity. The record is from RefSeq and is a predicted model, not a curated record. Gene Ontology annotation, cellular component: cytoplasm; membrane. NCBI's taxonomy places the organism in Eukaryota, Viridiplantae, Streptophyta, Magnoliopsida, Cucurbitales, Cucurbitaceae. Gene Ontology annotation, biological process: phosphatidylinositol-mediated signaling; phosphatidylinositol phosphate biosynthetic process.